This is a messenger RNA of Corylus avellana, 923 nucleotides long. Lineage: Eukaryota; Viridiplantae; Streptophyta; Magnoliopsida; Fagales; Betulaceae. The record is from RefSeq and is a predicted model, not a curated record.
UCAAUAAGUUUCGAGGGCAUGUAUGCAAAAACCUCAACAUCUUCUCGUACCCUUUAAACCUCUAUACUCCGCCACUGUCCUCAAAGAAGAGUCAUCAAGCCGUCCCCUCGAAUUGCUCAAUACAAAGGUCUGUUUCUUCUUCAACUGUUACACAAAUUUUACAGGUCUAUUAUCGCUGCUGUGUUUGCCUUAAUCGGAAAAAUGCUUCCUCUUUCAUUGCUGAAGUCCGCACAAGGGCAUCCUAUGUUAGUGGAGCUGAAAAACGGGGAGACUUACAAUGGGCAUUUGGUGAACUGUGAUACAUGGAUGAAUAUCCAUCUUCGAGAAGUCAUAUGUACCUCAAAAGAUGGAGAUAGGUUUUGGAGAAUGCCAGAAUGUUACAUUCGUGGGAAUACAAUUAAGUAUCUUCGAGUUCCAGAUGAGGUGAUUGACAAAGUUCAGGAGGAGACAAAGAGCCGCUCAGAUAGAAGGCCACCCGGUGUGGGGCGCGGAAGGGGAAGAGGUAGAGAGGAAGGUGCUGGUGGGAGGCAAGGGAAAGGCAUUGGGCGUGGUGUAGACGAUGCAGGUGGCAGAGGCAUGGGAGGAGGCCGGGGUAGAGGAGGCUCUCUAGGCAGACCUGGUGGCAACAAAGGUGGAGGACGAGGACGUGGCUGACACCAUUUUAAGGUGCUGGAAUUGGAAAGAUGAUGCUCGUAAAUGCUCUUUUCUCAUGUUAAUCAACAUGACGGGAAAAAAGAGAAGAUUUUUCAGUGUGAGAUAUGUGAAGACUGCGUCCAAGUUCUGUUUAGCGUGGAGGCCCGCAUAUAUAUAUAUAUAUAUAUAUAUAUAUAUAUCCUUUCUCCAGCAUUCCACAUUCGAACAAAUUUUUUAAGUUGAUGAUAAAUAUGGUUUGAGAAGCAAUUUGUAUCACAUUACUAUAUAUU